Molecule: messenger RNA, 1477 nt
Organism: Oryza sativa Japonica Group (Japanese rice)
Lineage: Eukaryota; Viridiplantae; Streptophyta; Magnoliopsida; Poales; Poaceae
Source: RefSeq, a predicted model, not a curated record
GAAUCGGCCAGCGAGGCCGUCGCUUGACUGCCUGACUUCCGAGCUCCUCUUUGCGCUUUUCUCCUUUGAACCUUCCAGAACGCGCAAGGAAGAUCAAGCAGCGCGCGACGACGCGACAAAUUCCCCCCCCCCCUCCCCCCUGCCGGCUGCGGACGAACGAACGAACGAGCGAGCGAGCGAAGCGAGGAAUUAAGAUGUUCAUCCAGAAGGCAUGGAGGACGGCGGCGUUUGGGGUCUACGGCUUCACGCAGUUCACCAAAUCCGGCUUCGUGGAACAUGCCAAGAAAUUCAGAGAGGAGGAUAUGCAGAUCCGGCUGGAUGGGAAAAAUUGCCUAGUAACUGGGGCUAAUUCCGGCAUAGGUUUUGCUACAGCCGAGGGCUUGGCAUCACGUGGUGCCACUGUUUAUAUGCUUUGCCGUAACAAGGAAAGAGGAGAGACUGCUCUCAGUCAAAUACGAUCUAAAACUGGCAACAUGAAUGUUCAUCUGGAGAUUUGUGACCUUUCAUCUAUCAGUGAAGUCAAAUCAUUUGCAACAAAAUUCUCUUCAACAGAUAAACCACUUCAUGUCCUGGUUAACAAUGCUGGUUUACUAGAGCACAAGCGUGUGACUACGCCAGAAGGGUUGGAGCUCAAUUUCGCUGUGAAUGUAGCAGCAACAUACACUUUAACAGAGCUAGUAAUGCCACUGUUGGAGAAAGCAGCACCUGAUGCUCGUGUCAUUACAGUUUCUUCAGGAGGUAUGUACACCGAGCCAUUGAACAAGGAUUUGCAGUUCGGUGAAAACAACUUCGAUGGAACACAGCAAUAUGCCCGUAACAAAAGAGUUCAGGUUGCACUCACCGAACGGUGGUCUGAAAAAUGCAGCAACAAGGGGGUAGGUUUCUAUUCGAUGCAUCCAGGAUGGGCUGACACACCUGGAGUCUCCAAGAGCCUGCCUGGGCUUUCAGAGAAGUUAUCAGGAAACCUGAGAUCAAACGAUGAAGGUGCUGAUACAGUGAUCUGGUUAGCUUUGCAACCCAAAGAGAAGCUAACCUCAGGGUCUUUCUACUUUGACCGAGCUGAAGCACCGAAACAUCUGAAGUUUGCUGGGACUGCAGCUUCGCACGGGCAGAUAGGCUCGAUUGUUGAUAGCCUUCGCUCCAUUUGUGGCAUUUAGGGAAAAAAUAUUUGCUGGGACUGCAGCUUCCCACGUUCAGAUAGGCUCGAUUCUAGUUUCUGGAUAGCCUUGGCUCCAUUUAAAUUUGACAAAAAAAAUGAAUUUGCACCAGCCGGGAAUCGAACCCGGGUCUGUACCGUGGCAGGGUACUAUUCUACCACUAGACCACUGGUGCGUUGUUUAGAGGUGGUGACUCUUAUUUGUAAUCGUUGUUUGGUUUUACAACUAUCAUAGCUUUAAGUAAGGAACGUGGAUAUUUGUAUUUUGUAAUGGAAUUUUUUUCCUAUAUGACAUGAAAAAAGGGAGCAGAUUUUUUUUUA